GUAGCUGUGUGCUAGGAGUGGUACCAUCUUCUAUUCCUGUGGUCUUCCCACUCAGAUUAUCCUAAAACCUCACAAUGUCUGUAUUCAGUGCAAAGGAGCUGGUGAUUGCUGUAAGAAGUGUCUCUGCAUCACUAAUGCAGGAGGCGUCGCAGUUCUGCUACAAUCAGAAGGAGACCCUGGCGAUGGUGGGAGCCGGAUACAUAGUUUGGAAAGGCCUGAAAUUCCUGCGUGGGUGUUAUAAUCAGGUGCAGCAGAUCUGCCAGUGUCUGUUUAGCAACGCCAGCAUUAUAAAGCAAUAUGGAGAGUGGGCUGUAGUCACUGGAGCCACAGACGGUAUUGGUAAAGCAUACGCUGAGGAGCUGGCGAGUCACGGUGUGAACAUUAUCCUUUUAGGCCGUAACACUGAGAAGCUCCAAAAUGUGUCUGAGGCAAUAACAGCUGCCUAUGGUGUGAAAACUCGUUUCAUAGUGGCGGAUUUCAGCAAGGGCCGUGAAGUGUUUCCUGCCAUUAAGGAGGCUCUUAAUGACGUGGAUGUCGGCAUUUUGGUUAACAAUGCUGGAGUGUGUUAUGACUACCCUACAUACUUUAUGGACGUAUCAGAAGAUAAAAGUAUGGAUAUCAUCAAUGUCAACAUUACUGCAGCUGUUAUGAUGGUAUAUGUAGUGCUCCCGGGCAUGGUGCAGCGUAAGAGAGGAGCCAUUAUCAAUGUGGCCUCUGCAACAUAUUACAAGCCUGUUCCGCUUAUGACUGUGUAUGCUGCCUCCAAGUCUUUUCUGGAUCGUUUCACUAGAGCGUUACAGUAUGAAUAUUCCUCUGAAGGGAUAUUUAUACAGAGUUUGACUCCUUUUUUUGUGGUUUCAAAGAUGGUAGAUUUUUCUGAUUUCUUUACAAAAAAGUCCUUGUUGGCUCCACUUGCUAAAGAAUAUGCACAUAGUGCAGUGCGAACCAUAGGGAGAUCGCUGAGGACAACCGGACACUGGUCCCACUCCAUCCAGUUCAAUUUUGCUGACAAACUCAAUCAGAACCAUAGGAAUAUAAAUAAAGAAACAUUUAAUUGUAUUAGGCCACCAAUUAUCAAAGAAGGAGAAAGGCUAGUACCAAUUCUAAAUGUAAUUAGAAGAUCCACAAGGUGGAUUAAAAAAGGAUUCCAGCCAAUAACUGCAAAUAUGAAUUAA
Pseudophryne corroboree (corroboree frog) is the source of this 1175-nucleotide messenger RNA. RefSeq names its product inactive hydroxysteroid dehydrogenase-like protein 1. Gene Ontology annotation, cellular component: mitochondrion. The record is from RefSeq and is a predicted model, not a curated record. Gene Ontology annotation, molecular function: oxidoreductase activity. Bases 75 to 1175 code for a protein of 366 amino acids. The transcript is spliced from 5 exons. NCBI's taxonomy places the organism in Eukaryota, Metazoa, Chordata, Amphibia, Anura, Myobatrachidae.